Messenger RNA from Pristis pectinata (smalltooth sawfish), 1102 nucleotides. RefSeq names its product BPTI/Kunitz domain-containing protein. The record is from RefSeq and is a predicted model, not a curated record. The transcript has 8 exons. Gene Ontology annotation, molecular function: serine-type endopeptidase inhibitor activity. NCBI's taxonomy places the organism in Eukaryota, Metazoa, Chordata, Chondrichthyes, Rhinopristiformes, Pristidae. Bases 419 to 1066 code for a protein of 215 amino acids.
CAGAGCCCCCAACCCCAUGAGAGGGCCAGUUGGUGAGGAGAGAGCGAGUGACCACAGGGGAGAUGUUCAACAGCCCAGCCGCCGCCAGAAUUAUCCGAAAACCGGACACGUUCGGGAGUUCAGCUGGGACCGGUUCUCCGAGUCUGGAUCCGGGGGUCGUGAACCGGCCCGGACAAUAAAAAGAGAGGAAGUGUGACGAAGGAUCGUGGAGCUCGCUGGGGAAGAGGCUGGGGUCGUUCUGUCUGGAGCAAAGACCCGAUGGAGACAAGGAACAAAGGCCACUGUCUCCGAAACACCUCACUCCCAGGAAGCUUCCUUGGUAUUGGAUGUCCCAGGCUGAGCUCCCAUGUUCACCUCAGCUCCUGAAACAAAGUGAAUUUUGAAAGAGGUGAGAGCAGAAGGAUCUGUGGAGAGCACCAUGCAGAAUCGGCACUGUGUAACCCAAAGCCUGGGGCUACUGGUGGUCCAUUUCAUGGUCCUCAGUCUGGGCCAAAAGCCAGAAGCUUGCAACCUGCCAGUGGAUGAAGGUCAGAUGGGAGAUAAUCCUUCCGUGAAUUUUUAUUACAACAUAAAUACGGACCGCUGUAAUAUUUUUGCGUACAGAGGAGCAGGAGGAAAUGCAAAUCGCUUUGCCACUGACAAGUCCUGCAUGAGGAACUGCUCGGACCAUGCAGAUGAGAUCUAUCCAGAGGGUGUCCAGGCUUGCCUGCUGCCAAAGGACCAGGGGGAAUGCAAGGGGCGGCACCUGAUGUUUUACUUUGACCUCGCCAAGAAGAAGUGCAAGAGCUUCUUGUACGGAGGGUGCGGAGGAAAUGGGAACCGAUUCUUAUUAUCCGGCAGGUGUAACGAAUUCUGUGCCAGCUGGAUGGGAGGAGCACCUGGUGAGGCCGAUGAUGAAUCAGAGGUGGACGAAGGGCUGGCUGUCGGAUUGGGAAUGGGAUGUGCCGUGGUUGUCACUUUCAUUGUCGCACUUGCUGUGUUCUUCACCCAGAGAGUGAAAAGGGAACAGAAGCCAGUAAGAAAGAACCUAGAGGAACCACUAACCAAAGGGAUCGAAAUGAAAUGAAAUGGAAGAACUAAAUCAAUAAAACUCCAAGCUUGG